Molecule: messenger RNA, 2610 nt
Organism: Nipponia nippon (crested ibis)
Lineage: Eukaryota; Metazoa; Chordata; Aves; Pelecaniformes; Threskiornithidae
Source: RefSeq, a predicted model, not a curated record
AUGUGCGGCUCAUUGUCGCGGGGCCCCACCGCGGCGGCAGACAAUGGGGGCCCCCUUGCCCGCGCCACACCGGCGCUCGUCACGGCUGUCAGGCCUCCGGCCAGCCGGCUGUCAGGCCUCCGGCAAGCCCGCAGGCUGUGGUCCUGCUCCUGCCGCAGCGCCGGGCGGGAAGCCCCGACCUGGCCGCCCCGUUCGGGGAGAGCGCGAAGCAGCGCCAGGGGCUGCACCCCACCCCGGCGCAUCUGCGCCGCCGACUGCGCAGAACAAAGAGGCGAGCGGGAGGGCCCGGGGCUCUCGGAUAACGCAGUGCUGCCCACCGCGAACCAGUCAGUACAGACGUGCUGCCUGCUCUGUCACCGGGAGCGCAAGGACUGGGGAGGGCCGUCCCACAAUGGGCUGGUUUCCCCGGGCGAGAGGCUGCCACCGGACUUCGUGCCAACGCUCGUGCAGAACCUCCUGGGAGAAAUGCCACUGUGGAUCUGCCAGAGCUGCCGGAAAAGCGUGGAGGAGGAAGAGCGAAGAAAAAGGGGGGGGGGGGAGGGGGGGCGGGCGGUGCAGGAGCAGGCCCUGGCGGUCUCGUUAUCCCACACAUCCUGCAAGUCACAGUCUUGUGGGGGUGGCUCCCACUCCUCUUCCUCCUCCUCCUCCUCUUCUUCCUCCUCGUGCCACGGCAACUCAGGGGACUGGGACCCCAGCUCUUUCUUGUCUGCUCACAAGCUCUCGGGCCUCUGGAACUCGCAGCACACCAACGGGGCCGCGCAGGGCAGCCCCCUCGGGGCCCCCCCUGCUGCACUAGGCGACAAGCACCCCGGCCUCGCUCUCUCUCCGGAGCGCGCCAGCCAGGCGCCUGCCGUGGCGCCGGGGCUCAAGGCCUGUCCCUACAGCCACGCAGCCUCCCCCACCUCCAGCAGCGCCGCCCCGGGCUCACCUCUGCCUACCUCACUCGACUUCUGCAAGACGCUGCCGAAGCAGUUCAAAAGCAUGUGCCGGAGGGCCACCCCGCCAGGUGAGGCCUUCCUCUCCUCAGAGCAUCAUCAGCACUCGGACCUCACUGCUCCUCCCAACAGUCCCACUGGCCUCCCCUCCCAGCCGCCAGCGCUGAUCCCCUCCAAGCAGACGUCAGCCCAUCCGGGGCCCUUCGGCUCCCCGCCCCACGUCCCGCUGGGCACCUCCCCGCAGGCUGCGCUCUUCCCCGCGCCCAGCGCGCAGGCGGCAGCCCCGAAGCCGGCGUCUGAGUCCCCUCCCGCUGGCACGGUCUCGCACAACCCGGGGUCGUGUAAGAGCCCGCACCUGCCCCCUGCCAACGUGCCGCUGCUGAAGAUGCCGCCUCCGCUGUCGGGCUGCGCUCAUCCCUGCAACGGGCACUGCAGUACUUCGCUCAUCCCUCCGCCUGCCUCCCACCAGCUGCCCAGCACGAACAGGGACCCCUCUUGCAAAGGGCACAAAUUCCCAAACGGUACCAGCUGCCACCCGCCGCAGCCGUGCGAGGCAGACGAGGGGCUCGGGGAGGAUGAGGACAGCAGCUCGGAGCGCAGUUCCUGCACCUCCUCCUCCACCAACCAGAAAGACGGGAAGUUCUGCGACUGCUGCUACUGUGAGUUCUUCGGCCACAACGCGCCCCCAGCCGCUCCCACGAGCCGCAACUACGCCGAGAUCCGGGAGAAGCUGCGUUCGCGCCUCACCAAGAGGAAAGAGGAGCUGCCGCAGAAACUGGGGCACAACAGCAGCUCAGGAGAACCCGCUGUGGACCACCGCAACGUGGACGAGCUACUGGACUACAUCAACAGCACGGAGCCCAAGCCCUUGAACAGUGCCAAGGCGGCCAAGCGGGCUCGGCACAAGCAGAAGAAGAAGGAGAAGGAGAAAGCCCAGCUGGAGGCGGAGGCCCAGAAGCGGGCAGAGCGUGCCCCCGCAGCUGGCCAGGCCCGGGAGCCGGCCGAGGAGAAGCUGCUGGAGUGGCCGGAGCUGGAGCUGGAGCGGGUGAACAGUUUCCUCAGCAGCCGGCUGCAGGAGAUCAAAAACACCAUCAAGGACUCCAUCCGGGCCAGCUUCAGCGUCUACGACCUCAACCUGGAUGUCAACGAUUUCCCCAAGAAGGCAGCUGUCCUGGAGCAGAAGAACCUGCUCUCCCACCUCAAUGGCUCCUCCGACCUGCAGGACAUAGACCUGGCCCUGGCCCCGCUCAGCCUGGGCCCCGCCAAGAGCCACGCGCUGCUGCGGGGUGAGCUGGGCCCCCGAUGGGGCGAGGGACCUGGGGAGCCGCCGCCGGCUCCGGCGGCCGAGAACGGCGUGGUGAAACGCCUCAGCGCCGUGCCCAGCCUCUCCCGCAUGAUCUGGGUGCAGUCCAAGGCUGCGGACUCUGCCGCCGAUGGCAGCGGGCUGAGCCCGGAGCCCAAGGAGGGACAGCAGCUCAAGGGACCGGAGCUGCCGGAGCCGGUGCCCGCCGGGAGCCGGCAGCGGAAGAAUAAGCGGCAGAGCGGGCAGGCGAAGAAAGGGGAGGGCGCUGGUGCCAUGCCCGGUGGCCAGGCCCGGCUGGAGAGCCCUGGUGCGAAGGGGCAGGGGCUGGGGACCAAGCACCCUUCCAAGGCUGGCGCACCGGAGCCGCAGCGG